GCUGAAGCUGGAAAUGGAGGAAGAGGCAGAUGAAUAUGUUUUGCCAGGAGCCCAACAAAAAUCCACAGGGUACUUUCGCUUUCUCCAAUCCUGCAGGAGGACCGGAGGGGGAGUGGCUUUGACCCAGCAGGCUCAGCCCAUUUCCUUCGAGGAGGUCGCCGUCUGCUUCUCCAAGGGAGAAUGGUCUCUCUUGGGCCCCAGUCAGAGAGUUCUGUACAAGGAAGUGAUGCAGGAGAAUUAUGAAAAUGUGACUUCUCUCGUUAUCUCGCUCACUGGUUUGGGUCCAAACUCCUGGAUGGAGGAAGAAGAUGAGGCCAUUUUGGGUCUACGCUCUCAAGUUUCUGAGAAAGGGAACAAUCAAGUUGUCAGCACUGCAGCAUCCCAGCAGCAAGAGAAGAGCAAGAAGGGGAAGAGCAAGAAAAAAAAGAAGAAGGAGAAGAUGGAGAAAGAGAAGAUAGAGAAGGAGAAGAUGGAGAAGGAGAAAGAGAAAGAGAAAGAAAAGGAAAAGGAGAAAGAGAAGAAAAACAGUCCCCAUCAAGCAAAUGUUGGAGAAAUUGUAGCUCAAAGUGCCUUGAGUAAAGACACAGAGGAGCCCACAACUUCUCAGCGCAAAUCUGACAGACAGAAGGAAGCUGGACAAAAGACCAAAGAAGCGAAAUCCAUUCUUUCUCCCGCUGACCGUCAAAAUACCAGCAAAGUCCUCCUUCACCCAGGAACCGGCAAAGGAAGGAAACCAAAACCAUGUCCCAAAUGCGGGAAGGAAUUUACUCAGAGUCUCCUCCUCCUGAAACAUAAGCAGAUGCACCAAAGGACCACGCCCUACCAGUGUUCGGAGUGCGGGAAGGUCUUCAGCCAGCGCGCCCAUCUUACCAAACACAAGAAAGCGCACAAAAAGGAGAAACUGUUCAAGUGCUCCGACUGCGGGAAAACGUUCCAUCGGAGCUCCCAUUUCCAUUCCCACCAACGGACCCACAGAGGGAUCAAACCUUUCAAGUGUUCGGAUUGCGGGAAGAGUUACACCCGGAUGCCCGACCUCCGGAGGCACCAGAAAUCCCACACGGGAGAGAAGUCGCACAAAUGCUCCGACUGCGGGAAGAGCUUCGGCUUGUACUCCUCGCUCGUCAAGCACGAAAGGAUCCACACGGGGGACAAGCCGUACAAGUGCACCCACUGCCCCAAGAGUUUCUGCCAGAGGACCCACCUCAUUGUGCACAAGAGGACCCACACGAAAGACAGGCCCUUCAAAUGCUCGCGUUGCAAGGCCGGCUUCGUUCAGAAGGCCCACCUGAUCUCGCACCAGAGAUCCCACACGGGGGAAAAACCCUUCUGUUGCCACAGCUGCGGCAAAAGCUUCAAACGCAACUCCACCCGCGUGAAACACGAGAAAAGACACGAGAAGACCAGCGCGGAGCCUUCGCUCCCUCUCAAGGCUUCCCCGUCAACGCUUCCUCUCAACGCCCCGCUUCCUCUCAACGCCCCGCUUCCUGUCAAUGCUCCCCCCGCUCAAAGACCAAGCUGGAGGUCCAGAUUGAGAACCAUGGGAAGACUUGGUAAAGCGGCUGCUUAACCCCUUCCUAGCAAAAAGAAGAAGGAAGGAAGAACAGCGGAUCUGGCCUGGGAAUAUCUUGGACAGGAUUUCGCAGUUAAUUUUGAGAAACUCGAGAGGAACGGUGGAAGGCUUCAAGUAACGUCUUAGAAAAGCCACGGGAGAGGAAGGGAAAGGGUUAACCUUUCUUCUAUCCUGGGCCAAAAUGGUGCUUCUUUC
Molecule: messenger RNA, 1765 nt
Organism: Thamnophis sirtalis
Lineage: Eukaryota; Metazoa; Chordata; Lepidosauria; Squamata; Natricidae
Source: RefSeq, a predicted model, not a curated record